AUGCUUCCGUUAUUCUUUAACCGCGCCAAAAGCAUUGGCAUUCUUCAACACGAAGAAAAGGCAUUCCUUGGAUGGAUGCGCGAAACAGGAAAUAUCUUUUUCGGCGAUGAAUACCACUUCAGACUUGGUAUUUUCUUAAGCAACAAGCGUUAUGUUGAGCAACACAAUGCUGCCGGAAAGUCAUUCAAGGUUGCCUUAAACCAUCUUGCUCAUCUUACACCAAAUGAGUACAAAGUUCUUCUUGGAGAAAAGCCAUACACCGGCGAAAGGAAGUAUGUUAAACUCGACAAUGUUGCUGCUGCUUCUGUUGACUGGCGCACAAAGGGAAUCGUUAACGAAAUCAAGGAUCAGGGUCAAUGCGGCUCCUGCUGGGCUUUCUCUGCUAUCCAGGCUUGCGAAUCAAGAUGA
Molecule: messenger RNA, 408 nt
Organism: Trichomonas vaginalis G3
Lineage: Eukaryota; Parabasalia; Trichomonadida; Trichomonadidae
Product: cysteine-type peptidase protein
Exons: 1
Coding region: 1-408 (135 amino acids)
Cellular component (GO): lysosome
Molecular function (GO): cysteine-type endopeptidase activity
Source: RefSeq, a predicted model, not a curated record